AUGGAGACAAACACGACCAUGCGCGCCAUCCGGUCGGGGGCAGCCCCAGGCCACGCCAAGAUCGUACCAGACGUACCCAUCCCAUCGCCCCUCAUCGCCUUGGCCCAGCAUCCAACAUACGUCCUUGUCAAGCCAUCCUAUGUCGGCAUCAACCCCUGCGACUACCUCUUCGCCGACUACGAGGGCAUGUUCUCACCUGGCAUCACGCUAGGCUGCGAGUACGCCGGCGAAGUGAUUGAGGUCGGCUCCGCGGUGACCAAUGGCCUCAAGAAGGGGGAUAAAAUCGCCGGCCUGGCCAUAGCCAGUGCCAUGCCGAUGCCGAAUGCCGGGACGUUCGCCGAGUACAUCCUUGUGAAAGGAGACGCGGCACUGCGACUUGGGGAAAUGGGCACGGGAAUCAGUGAGGCUGAGGCUGCGAGUGUGAACGUUGCACUUAGUACCGUCUUCUAUGCACUCUACCAUUUGAUGGGAUUGCCAUCUCCAGAUAUCGGUGCAAGUUUCCAUGAAAGUCUGCUUGGCAAAGGAGUCGUGAAAACUACCGAGAGGAGCAUUCUUAUUUAUGGUGGUAGCACGACGACCGGGCUCAUGGCGAUCCAGUGGGCCAAGUUGAGUGGUAUGAAAGUCAUCGCAACCUGCUCCGUGAAGAAUUUCGACUUGGUGAAGGACAGAGGAGCUGACUACGUUGUUGACUACCAUGACGCGAAGAAUUGUGUCGAUAAAAUCAGGAACAUCACGGAUGGUCAGCUGCGACUGGUGUUUGACUGUGUGGGUGCCUUUGAGUCGCCUAGAAUUUGCGCAGAUGCAAUGUCUUCUAUUGGCGAGGGCUGUUUAUACAAUUCCCUGUCUCUCACACCGUUCCCAAGGGAGGACGUGAAGUCAAUAUUCACUCCAGGCGAGGCCGUGCUAGGAGAGGCUCGACAGGUGCGAGGCCAAGUUCUCCCCGGGGAUGAGGAAUUAUUCAAAGAGACCAAAAACUUCUUGCGGUUGACGGAACGAUUCUUCAGAGAAGGAAAGAUACGACCGCCGCCAGUAGAGAUCGUUCAUGGAAUGGAGGAGAUUCUGGAUGUGAUGGACGAUCUGAGGAAGUGGAAAGUCAGUGGAAAAAAGAUGGUCGCUCGCAUAUGA
Diaporthe amygdali is the source of this 1125-nucleotide messenger RNA. RefSeq lists its product as uncharacterized. Gene Ontology annotation, molecular function: oxidoreductase activity, acting on NAD(P)H. Bases 1 to 1125 code for a protein of 374 amino acids. The record is from RefSeq and is a predicted model, not a curated record. Lineage: Eukaryota; Fungi; Ascomycota; Sordariomycetes; Diaporthales; Diaporthaceae. The transcript has a single exon.